CGAGCUUGUUGCGGCGGCGGCUGGGCUUGCGAGGCGCGAUCCAAGAGGGAUUUAAGCAGCCUAGAGCUCCAGAGGAAAAAAAAAAAGAGCGCGAGAGAACCACACACAGAGACGGCUUAACCGUUUAUCUGAAUUAUAUAUAUAUAUAAAGAACUGUUGAGUUUUAUCAUUUUCAUUAAGUGACCGUGCGCAGCGCUAUAACUGCAGAAUGGGGAAACAGAACAGCAAACUAGCCCCCGAAGUAAUGGAGGACCUGGUGAAGAGCACAGAGUUUAAUGAGCACGAGCUCAAGCAGUGGUACAAAGGUUUCCUCAAGGACUGUCCAAGCGGGAGGCUGAACCUCGAGGAAUUUCAGCAGCUCUAUGUGAAGUUCUUCCCUUACGGGGACGCCUCCAAGUUCGCCCAGCACGCCUUCCGAACCUUUGACAAGAACGGGGACGGCACCAUCGACUUCCGAGAGUUCAUCUGUGCCCUGUCCAUCACGUCGAGGGGCAGCUUCGAGCAGAAGCUGAACUGGGCCUUUAACAUGUACGACCUGGACGGCGACGGCAAGAUCACGAGGGUGGAGAUGCUGGAGAUCAUAGAGGCUAUCUAUAAGAUGGUAGGCACCGUGAUCAUGAUGAAAAUGAAUGAGGACGGCCUUACGCCUGAGCAGCGAGUAGACAAGAUUUUCAGCAAGAUGGAUAAGAACAAAGAUGACCAGAUUACACUGGAUGAAUUCAAAGAAGCUGCAAAGAGCGACCCUUCCAUUGUAUUACUUCUGCAGUGCGACAUUCAGAAAUGAGCUGAGGUCAACGCUAUGGACUGCACAAAAGUCUCAAUGUUCCAUUCAGUCUGCAGCUAUUCUU
Callorhinus ursinus (northern fur seal) is the source of this 848-nucleotide messenger RNA. It is a transcript of the gene VSNL1, whose product is annotated as visinin like 1. The record is from RefSeq and is a predicted model, not a curated record. NCBI's taxonomy places the organism in Eukaryota, Metazoa, Chordata, Mammalia, Carnivora, Otariidae. Gene Ontology annotation, molecular function: calcium ion binding.